AUGAUGGCUGCUUCUGCUCGGUUAGGAUUAGAUAACCCGAGCGUUAUAUCUAUAGACACGUCUGAUGAUGAGUCUGAAAAUAAAAGGAGUUGUGAUUCUCCUCCUCUGCCUUGCUUUGACCCUGGGUUCUUGGAACAAUAUAGAGAACAACCACCGAGUGUUAGGCCAUUUGCUAUUUUUACGAGGGGUUUAAGGGAUAGCCCUAAAAAUAGCGACUUAGAGGUGGUAGGCCCUAAAAAUAGCGACUUAGAGGUGGUAGGCCCUAGUCCUCUCCCUUUCGAAGUAAACCCCAUGUCAAUUCUGAAGACGGGGGACUUAAACAGGAUCCGAAAGGCGUAUAGCAUUCCUCUAUCGGUGAUGCUUAGGAUUCCUGAGGAGAAUGAGAGGGCUGACAGUCCAGGCCCAAACGAGAUUACGGUUUAUGAAGCUUACUUUGCCUUGGGUCUGCGGGAAACCAUACCUUCUCUAAUAGCUCAAGUGGCUACGUUCUUCAAUAUCUCUCCCAGCCAGUUAAAUCCUACCGCAUGGAGGGUCUUAACUGCUAUUCAAGUUUUUGGGGAGUUGCAUUCUGAAAAGUUGGGAGUGAAAGAAGUCUUCUAUGUCCACUAUCUUAGAGCUCAUGGUCAAGAUGCCAUUAGGUGUGUACUCCGUAAACGCCCCGGCCGUUGCCCUCUGGUAUUUGACUUAAUAGCAAACGAGAAAAGGAGAGCUUGUUAUGAGAAGGAUUGGAAAAUGAGAUACCUUUUCAUGAAUGUGGGACCCAAUCCUCCUUUCCCUAUUACUUGGUGUUUAAGAGGUAGAAGACCAAUAACUAAUUUUGAUUGUUACUUCUGUUUUCCUGACUCCAUGUUGCAUUAUUCUCUCUCCAUUGUUGCAGAUCUCACAUCCAUAUCCAAAUCCAUAACCAAACAGUGUGCGGCGGGAAAACAGGGUGCUUCCAGAGUAUCCGGACAUCCUCCUCACCUACGUAGCGUUCAAGUCUUGACUGCCGCCUACUCUCUUGAGAAAUCUACGAUUUGGGGUGCUAAGAUGUCUGGAUUCGUUGGAAUAGAUGGCAUGAAAGCUUUGGAGAGGCUCAAUCGUAUUGUCACGGGUCGUGGGUCUUCGUCAGUCGUCACUCCUGAGCCUCCUUCAGUCACUGGAAAAGGGAGAACUUCUUUGAAACGCGGCUCAGCUUCUGCUGAGUUGGUUACUGGUCCUCCAAAACAACCAAAGAAGACUGCCACUGGUGGAGGGCUUCUGGUUUCUGAUCACGCUGCUCCUUCUGGACACGCUCCUAUAGUUGAUCAGCUUAAUGCUAAUGCGUUUGGUCGGGAUGUUGAGGGCUUUGAAAAACUUGGAAUAUCAGUCAUCUUUCCCCAAGCCCAAGCUGCCCUCAUUAAGACGGCUUCUCUCUGCCGGUUUGCAGAAACGCAACUUGCCCUGGCUGAAGAGAACAAGAUGAAAGACUCUGAGGUCAUUUCUGCCUUGAGGUUGGAUUUUGCUUCCGCAACUAAACGAGCGGAGGAGCUCAGCGCUGCUGUCUCUGAGAGGGAUGCUCAGUUAGUGACUUUGAAUACUGAGAAGGAUGUUCUCACAUCCCGUGUAGAGAGCCUUGAGAAAGACUUGCAACGAGAGCGGGAUAAUGUCGAGGACCGAGUGGACCUGGCUUCAUGUUGUGCAACCAUUGCAACCGAAUGGAGGCUCAUAAAAGAUUUUAAAUCAGGGGGUGCACCUAAAUGGGAUGCAGCGAAGGCUGAGCGCAACUACAGAGAGUAUAUGGUCCUAAACGCAAAAGCUUACCAAAAGGAACCUCCUGUGUUUCCUGAUGCCCUCACUGUCUUUGAGAGUGACGAUCCUUCUCCUGCCAGUGUUUCUCAGCCUGGGGCAACUGGUAAUAAUCACCCUCAGGAUACCGCUUAA
Messenger RNA from Microthlaspi erraticum, 1902 nucleotides. The record is from the annotation of a GenBank genome assembly. NCBI's taxonomy places the organism in Eukaryota, Viridiplantae, Streptophyta, Magnoliopsida, Brassicales, Brassicaceae.